Molecule: messenger RNA, 2083 nt
Organism: Spizellomyces punctatus DAOM BR117
Lineage: Eukaryota; Fungi; Chytridiomycota; Chytridiomycetes; Spizellomycetales; Spizellomycetaceae
Exons: 3
Coding region: 147-1949 (600 amino acids)
Biological process (GO): transmembrane transport
Molecular function (GO): transmembrane transporter activity
Source: RefSeq, a predicted model, not a curated record
CCGGUUUGGGGUCUAUGAAAAGGAACGGGAAGGCGAGAACGGGGAUUUUGGAAACGGAAGGAAUUAGAGAUUUCGUUUCGAGGAUAUUAUUCUAUUCGUUGCAUCUACAGUCUUGAAGAAAGCAUCUUGAGAAACCGGCAUUUUGAAUGGCAAAGACUUCUCAAGGACAGGAUGGAGCGAGACGUCAACCUUCGCUCUUUCUGAACACGUCCCUUAGUUUGAGAAACGAUCACGAUUCCUACGAGCACGACAAUGAACACGAAGCGUCCUAUAUUUGCGAGAACAGCCCGUUGUUACUCGAUUACGGGUACAGAAGAGGGUCGGAAGACAACUGCGAUUCAGCAAGUCUUCACUCUCGACCUCCGUCGUACGCGACCCUCGGCUCUCCAACAGAUGUGGAGGAGAGCGAUGUAGAGAUUGAAAGUGAAUUUUCGAAUGACGUGAAAAAGAGUACAUCCAGGUCGUGCUGGUCGCACCUACCUCCAAGAGACACUCUCACGGUGCUGUUGUCAUUGUUUAUUACGGAGGCGAGUCGCGGUCUGGUGUUGCCUACCAUGUAUACUUAUGUUACGUUAAUGGGAGGAAAUCUUUCUACAUUGGGUACCAUGAUUUCGCUAUUUUCGGUCGGGCGUCUUAUAUGCUCGGUUCCAUUUGGAACAUGGGCGGAUAAACGACGCUCCUCUCGGGAAGUAUUUAUCUUCGCCGCUGUUUUGGCUGCGGCUUCAAAUACUUUAUACGCAUUCUCUUGGGCUUUACCCCGUCCUAUAUAUUGGUUGUAUUUCUCGAGGUUGGCAUGUGGAUUCGCCACUGGCACGGUCGCUGUCUGCAGGUCAUAUUUAGCGAGUGCGGUGCCUCCAGCUGAACGAACAAAAGCGAUUGCGUGGAGCGGCAUGGCACAAUAUGCCGGAUUUUCCUUGACUCCUGGCAUUGCAACACUCAUCAUGUAUUUGGGAGGCGCUUACACAGAGUCCGAUACGGCGGACGCAUCGUCUGUCGAGAGCGACAACGACAAAACAGGGACGCCGACCUUGUUUGCGUGCAUUCUCCCAACUGGAGCUUUAGUUCUCGUGAACAUUCUCCUCAUCCCAGUCCUUCUCUCGGCGAUGCCGAAGCGGGAUCCUGUUGCACCGGUGCCUCCGACUCUCCCACAACCAAACGGCACCGCCGCUGUAUCCUCUCAUGCAGAAGCGAAGCUCUUAAAGUGGGGCUUUGUCCUGUUCUUCACCCUGAAUCUUGUCCUACGUGGUGUCAUUGGUGUCACGGAAACGAUUGCUCCGGAAUUGUAUCAGCAUCAUCGCGUGGACGAUGAGGCUGCCCUCGAACAUUCCGGUCAAUUCUUUUUUAUGCUGGGAAUAAUUGGGCUUGUUGUCUUUUUCCUCGUUGAUCCCAUUCAGCGCCGACUGAUCGCCGGACCUCAUCUUUUGAAUCUGGGAAUUGCGGCGGUUAUUGCUGGAACGCUCCUCAAUGUGGACCCGGAACCGGAGCGUACCAAAGCCAAUUGGUUGUCAUUUGUGGGUGGAAUGACUUUGAUAUGGUCCAUCGGGUCUCCUGUUUGUCAAACCUUGACUGUUUCCAUGUACUCUAAAAUGCUGGGUAAGAGGCCGCAAGGGUCCCUCAUUGGGUGGAUCACCACAGCGGGAAGUAUCGGGCGAAUCUUGUUCCCCUUUUUGAUUGGCCUAAAAGACUGUGCUGCAUUUUGGGUCAAUUGGAUGGACGUAGUCUUGUGUUUUGGCUGUGCGGUGGGUGUCCUUGUAUUUGAAAGGUGUGUGGGCAAAACGCGAAGGAUGCUCGAAGGGAAUGAAGAGGUGGGGCCUGAUGAUGAAACACCGCAUCAUUCGGACGACGAGUUGGAUGGUGAGACGGACAGUGAAGAAGUGCCGAUUGACUGCGGAGGGAAUGAACGGCUGUCUGGAGGACCGGCGGAGGUCACAAACGCACAGAAAAGAUGAGAUUCCCUGUUGUAUGGAUUUGGGUGAUUGGCAUGUUUGUAAAUAGCCUUGUGUAAAUAUAUAUCACUUUGAGAACAAAACAUUUCGUCCAAAUGCUUUGAAGCGUAACAAUGUAUUAAAAUGAACACUAUUGU